UUGGAGGGAAGGGACUUUGUCCGACCUGUGCUGCGUGCUCUCGCUGUCCUCGUGCUUAUUGUGCUCAUCGCCUUCGGUUUCUGAUCCAGGAUUAGCCCGGAUAUGUUUCUUAUGGGCUCCUUCAACAUCGGUAGUUUUGUUGUAUACCAUCUCCACCCAUUCAACGCCCAUAUAUACCGAUGAACCGACGGUCAUGUUCCCCGUCCAUUCGCCGCCAUCGCUCCAUAAGUUGAGGAUCAACAUACUCGGGUGUUUGGGAACCCCAUACGUUUUCGACACUAGAGGUUCACCAUUAAAAUACCAACGGCUAAUAUCUUGGAACCAGUCAAUCCGAUGGUCUCCCCAGUGGGUCCAGGGAACAGCAAUUUCUACCUCAUCACUUGCACCGGGUAUGGAUUCAUCAGUCUUGGGGUCCCAGUCUGGCUGAUUAGCAUAUCGGACGAGGUUUGGGGGAUCGCCUGUGAGAAUUUCAAUGUCUGAUUCGUCGCUUUUUCCGUAGUAUGUGAAAACUCCUGCACAUGCACCGACUGGAGGGCCCUUUAUCCAGUAGCUAGUUGGGAGGAAAUAAUGAGCAUCAUCCGUUACGGUACUUAUGUUUCCGCCCUUUUCUUUGGGAAAAUAGAACCAGCCCGAGUUGGCAUAUAGACGUAGCCUGACACGAAGCGAAACAUGAACAAUAUCAGUAUCAUGAGUCUGAACUUCAGCCGUGGAAGUAUGGUUUUCCAUCCGUACAGUGCGAAGAACCAUAUGUGUUGUUUCGUCUCCCCUUUCCGUGCUAUUGCGCACUAUGAAGACAUUAUGAUGUGAAUUUUUAAUCGGGAUCGGGAAGAGGGCUGAUCCCUCUCUGUUCCAGUUCUGGACGUCCCAGUCCUCGAUGAAGCGGCUGCCAGCCAGAGUAGGGUGGAACUCGUUGCUGUCGGCGUUGGGAUCAGGGGCUCCUCCAGCCUCAUUAUCGCGGCCCUUUGAGUCGAAAUCAAUCACCCUGCCGGGUAUGUGUACGGGUAUGCCUCCAUGUCCGGUUCCAGGCAGUCUUCGAGAGGUUAUGUUGCGUCUGUGUUGCUGCGGGUGCUUCUCCUUAUCUGCAGCAAGCUCUAAACCCCGGCUUCGGAAAUCAUAGAAGCGGUGAUGUCUGAAAUACCCCGGGUCUUCACCAGAAACGAUGUAGCACUCGCAGGGAUCGGAUGGGUUAUUGUUGUUAAGGUCUCUUUCCUCAAGCUUGUCACUGCUACUGGCCGGCGUUGAUGCUGUAACAGGGCCGAGAAGGAAGAUAGAGCAGAACAACCCGGCCAGGGGAGCAGUAUAGAGGCCCCUCAUAGCUGGUAAGGUGUGUAUAUAUCAUGGAUAAAGAGGUAUUGGGUUCUUCAUUUGCAAACUGGGACGUCAUGUACUUAUAUAUCUCGACGCCAUUUUUCUGGCCACCGUUACCAUGGUUAGGAAAGAGCCAGCCAGUAUCAACAAAAUCAUAAUCGUCAUCGUCAUCGUCAUCACAAUGGGAAAACAGUAUUCACCGGUAUCAUAGCUCAGCAGGCCAAGUACUGCUACAUUAAUCAAUUUAUACUGCUUAGAGAUGACCCUAGCCAUCUAAGUCUUAGAACUCUCCACGAUUCCAUGAGCAACAAGCUUCUCCAAGUACUCGGGGGUAUAGAUAUUCGUGAACUUAAUGCCGUGAGAAGGGUUCUGCUUUGAUAAAUCUCUUAGGGAAUACGAUAUACACACCUCAGGGAAGAUACGAUAUCUUUGGGGCCGUCAUUAUCAUUAUUACCUCGAAGAACUGCUCGUUUAUCCAUGAGGUCUUCGAUAAUAAAAUCAUCCCCAAAUAAUAAUUGGUUAUUAUGCUCCUUCUAUUAAAAUAUUAAAGACUUUUAUCCAAUCAAAGGGCAAAGCCAAGACCUUAAUAUGUCCAAUCAUAUCUAUCCGUGCGGCCUAAGUUCAGUGAUCACGUGUACGUAAUAUAUAUUCAAUCCAGUAGGUCUUGGCGUCGUUUCCCUUUUCGUCCGCCGCCAAAAGCGUCCACUCGGGGCGAAGUCGCUUUUGUUGUCGCAGGAGAAAAGAUAUAAACUGCAGUCCUUUUCUUGUCUCGAAGACGGUCAGGACAGGGACUGUGAGAGCCGUGGAAGCGUUUGUUUCGUCUUGUUUCCCUUAACUUCUCUGCUAGAUCGUGAUAGGGUGCACGAGUGACUGUGCAAAGCACUUUAACUUCGAGCUACUAGCAGAGAAGAACCAGGGAGAAGGCUAGAGACACAAUAUGUAUACAUAUGAAGAUCGAUGCGACGAUUAUAUUUAAUAUGCUGCUAUGUCGUUCAUCUGCAGACGAAAGACGUGGCUGGCUGCUUCUAAAGUGACCACUUUGAUUAUACGCCCAACAGCUCUCUCUCCCAUUCUCUCUCCGGGGGACCCUGCCUGUCGGCUGUGCCUCAUUCCAACAACUCUGGGCUGGGCUGUUCUGCCUGGACAUCCUGCCGAGUGAGACGCCUUACUUUCCGUUUGGAUGGUGACUGGACCGAUCAUGAUCCUGGCUGUCAUUCAGCCUCGACGCCAUACUCUGUACAUCUUAGGAAGUUGCUGCCUGCCCACCAUGAUACCCGAUACCUAAAUCAUACGUUAUGAUAGUACAUGAUAACGCCAUAAUAUAUGGAUCGAUAACGUUGACAACGAAAUCAGUGUAGCAUGUGGAGCAAACGAGAUCCCAUCUCAAUGAAGACCAACUCCAUGUCUCUCUCGCUGAGCCUCAUGUCCGAACUCAGCCUUAUGAUCUAAAAUCUGUCCCGGCCCGACAGGGUAUAUCCAUCCAUAGGUUGGGUAUCGAACGUGCCAUGUCCAUCAUGAGCUUCUAGAUAGCCUAUCCGAAAGAGAUCAAACAUAGCAUCUGGAUGGACCUGUUACUAUUCACAGAUGGGAUCGGGCCACAUGACUCACACAGCCAGCGCGACCAGGCACCAGGCCUAGAAGCUGAGUGGCGGCUUCACUUGGAUCGAAGUUACAACACCAACAACCGCGGGUUUUGUUGAUCCACUGGGAGCUCUCAUCGAUGAUGAUCGAUGAUGGCCUAUGAUGAUGUUGCCAUCCUCUGCCUCGAGUACGGAGUGCUUUCAUAUUGUCCAGUCAAGUACGGAGUAAAGGCGACCGCGUGACGUACACCGUAAGCUGUCCAUUUUAUUGCUGUGAUCCGUGUAUUGCUCAUUAUAUCUCUUUCGCUCAUUUUUCGCUUUUACCGUCUUAUCUUCGUCGUCCUCGUUAAACUGACCGUGUCAAGCGUCUUGAUGACUCGAUGACUCCUCAGGGACGCGCCGAAGAAGCACGAAUCUGUCACGCAGUCAUGUGCCGGGUAUGUGGGAAGUCAGGAGUCCGUCUCCUACCCUCCUCUUUGUGCAAAAUCAACAAGAUUAAAUACCGUCAUGCCACUAGCGCAUACACAGGUGUUACCCUUGCUGUGAUACCCCAGGGAUCCAUCCGGAAGCCCAAAGCACCUUGUUUGUCCAAUCAUCGGACUAAGCUAUCUUUGUCCAGCCAAUGGCGCAAGCCUCUGUGGCACCCCUGGCGCCCACGGCCCACCGCUGAUGUCAGGCUGCGUUUGGGCAGAAGCCUGCCUUUGUGUCCUCCCUUUGCUUGCUCUACCUUAGUUAGAGACAAGCAAACAAGGAGAAGGGCAGAGGUUUGCCUGCUAGUAGUAGCAGCAAAAGAGUCUGCUACUAGAGGGCCUCCGUGAGAGCAGGAUACGGGUAUAUGCUCCGUGAGGGCGGGGAGGGAGGUGGAGGAAGCGAAGGAGAAUAGAUUACGGAUGGCGUGCCACGGCAGCGCCGGCUGAUGCAGGCGAGCGACCAUCGUAUUCCGUGCAUGGCGUUGGAUCUGGCUUCCGCUUCGGGAAUAGUGAGCCCUACGCUGGCACAGGCCAUCCCUGUCCAGCUUUUCUUUCAUGCUUUUUCUGCGUGUUCAGCGGGACUUGGCGGCGCUCAUCCAGCCCUGGCUCAUACAAAGACUGAUCGAUGGCCACCGCCCCCUUUGCUGGCCACUGUUCCAUACUCCAUACUCACCGUCAGCGCCCAUCAAGACUAUCGACAUCGACAUCAACAUCAAGAGUGUCGUCCCUGCGACAUCGGUUUAAUGGAUAUAUUAGUCUAGACGCCAAACUUCGCCUCACAACCACACAUACACCCGAUUUGUUCAAAAUGAAUACCACCUGUGCUAUGGUCUAGGAGCGGACGGUUCAUUCAUACCAACGUCUAUGUCGAAGACUCGACAUCGUCUAUGAAUACCGCUAUCCGCUAAUCGACCAUGACCACCAUCACCACCGAACGAAGCCCAGUGCUCCUGAGAGCCACGAGCAUGACGGGGGGUAGCCCCCGGCUGUCCCUGAAGCGCGAAAUAUCUCCUCCAUCAGCUGUCGACUCCCAGCUGUUGAACCACAUAUGUGACCGAUUAAAUCAACUGGAUACCACUAUCCAUGAGCUUCGAUCGUCCGUCCUUACCAAGGAAUCAUAUGCCGACAGACGCAAUAGAGAAGAUGAGUUUCUUCGACGAGAGUUUGAUAACCAGCGUGUCCGUAUCGAUACUGUUGGCGGCAAAACUCGAUCGGAUCUGAACCAGGUGAAGACAGAUAUAUCUCAACUUGUUACCGAGAUCGUCCAGCUCCGAUCAAACUUCAACCAACUUUCUUCCAAAGAUGGUUACCGGGACUCUGACCUUUCUCGCCUUCAUGAUCACCUCGACCAGCUUCAUCUUGACGUUCAGCGUAUGCAUUCAGAGUUAUGCUUGACCAGAACGGAUCUCAGCCAAGAACAAUCUAUCGUCAGCCAACUAAGACUCGAUGUCCUUACUCUCCAACGUGAAGCUCGCCAGCAGUUUGGGGAUAUGAUAUCUCGUUUUGACGUUCUGGACUCCAGGAUGAAGCAUAUGGACCGCAUUCGAUUCAACUCGCUCGCAAUCACAGCUCAUGCUCCCAUCACCCCCGUGCCUGUCAUCGACGUUGACGGCUCCAUCAGGUUUCCCAGCUACUUCCCACGAACAGUCUGGAACUUUUGGUGUUUGAAGAAAAUGAAUAGGGCACAUCGUCUUGUUGAACUCGCUGAGUUCUACCAGCUCGAAGGUUAUCAAUACUGGAGUCGCAUGGCGAAUCCUCAAGAGUCGACCUUUGCAACAGACGGGUAUAUGAGUGAUGAUAGUGACUCCAGCGAGUUGCCGUCUGAUAUCACUCGAUCAGAAGCUGCUCGUCUAUAUCCAGAAGCCUGCCAUCAAGCUCUCGCAGCCACCUUGGGUCUCGUAUACUAUAAGAUCCGCAACGAGAUGGGUGAAGGUCGUCAUUCUCACCUCAUGCCUGCUCAUGCCGCUCCCAAACGCACCCAGGAGGAGGUUGUAUCUCCACAAUCCUCUCCCAGACGCCGAAAGGUAGCUCGUCGUUCUCAAGACAUUGCAUCGCCAACAGGAAGCGCCCUUCCUCACAAAAUCAUCACCAAUUUCAUGACUGCUCCAGCCGGUGAUGCCAAGUCUAUUGUAUCCGAGGGACUCGACAAACUCGUAUGGAACGUCGAACAGACCCAGAUCUCGGAGGAGACGAUGUCUAAGUUCUCUGACUUCGUCAGGGACGAGCCUAACGCUCUGUUGCUCCUUCAAGCCCUCGAACGUGGCCGUAUCAAGUUGCAGCCUAGCCAUAUGGAGCGAGCUCGCGUCUCUCCUACCGAGACAUCUUCCAAACGAAGCUUUAGGUCUGCAAAGCGUGGUCUGCACGAGUCUGGCUUGGGUGAGGCAAAGAGUGACGACUUUGCUAGUGAGAUGAACACCGUGCCAACCGAGAUCAUGUCUCCACAUUCUGCCUCCCGGUCUGAAGCUGAACAAGAAGACGAGGACGAGGCUCCCCCUUCAUCCUCUCCCCCUGAAGCAAAGGAAUAGGUCGCGAUGACCCUCCUUUACACUGUUACCUGUUGGCGAUGGUGGUCUCAUUUGAUAUCUGGUCCCUGGGCUGUGUCUCGUUUGACUUGGACUUCUCUCUCUCUCGUCUAUUUUUGGAUGAAAGAGGGGGCGGUCACGUUAUACUCACGUGGUCCUCCACUCUCGUCACUUUAUAUCGACUUCAACCUUGCUCAACCUCAACACUCGCUCUAUAAUACGCAUCUAUACCAACUACACUACCCUGCGUAACGACUUAAUGACUUGACCGUCGACAGUCAAUGCAUUUCCCGGUGUUGUCAUUCACAUUCUUACCUGGCUGGGAUCGGAUCGGCUUGGUUUUUGUUGGGCUUCUGGCUUCUUUCCACGGCGGCGGCUUCAUUGCAUUCAAUUGCUUGCAUAACGCGGACUUUCGACCUGGAAUGGGAUUGGUUUACGGAACUGCAUUUAUGGAUGGCACACGGAUGGGUCAGGCGUCCUUGCUUUCAAUCAACCGAGAUACCUCCUUUCAAAUAUCUAUGUAAUGAUAUUUCAAAUGCUGUCUACCCACGCCAUGGCCACGAUCAGCGCUCAACUGCUAUAUUCCAUCCCACUUCCUUGUCCCUCGAUCCCGAUAAGUCAUCAAGACUAUACUUGGAACCUUCUAAGACUAUAACCCAACCCAACAAGUUCACACUAACGAACACCCGCGUUAACUUGGACUAUAAGCAGUCCUUCAAGCUGAAUAUUUAGACACUAGUGUCACCCCUACAUCACCUAUAUCCUGCUUACUAUCAUAUACCCUCACCGUAUAUUCCUGUCUCUCUUUUUUUCUGGCGUUACUUGGAUUGGCGAAUGGAAAGUUUCGUUUUGUAAAUAGCUAUCAUUAACGUGAUAGGUAUUAGGUUUCAUAUUAGUCACUAUUUCAAUAUCUUCUCUUCCACUGUCGUAGAUAUGUUCCCUGUAUAUUCCGUAAGUAAGUUCUUCUCGACCUUAGAUUGUGAUCUAUAUCUUGGCUCCCAGAAGGCUGAUGGCUUGGCUCUUCCUGAUAGACUAGCCUCUUUACUUGCUACAUAUGAUCGUUGAGAAUGGAAACAAAUCGCGCGCUCUUUGCAUUUUUAUAUAUUACAAUGAUGAUAUAAUGACUAGGACAACAUUUAUAUUAAAUCAUCUGCUGCCUAUCUUGACAGCCAGGGCCCGGGCUAGACGCAUCAUGUGACAACAUUCUUGGGUUCCGUCUACAUCCGAGCACAACAACAACCACCUCCUCAGCUCCU
Trichophyton rubrum CBS 118892 is the source of this 7136-nucleotide messenger RNA. RefSeq lists its product as uncharacterized. NCBI's taxonomy places the organism in Eukaryota, Fungi, Ascomycota, Eurotiomycetes, Onygenales, Arthrodermataceae. Bases 4273 to 5883 code for a protein of 536 amino acids. The record is from RefSeq and is a predicted model, not a curated record. The transcript is spliced from 2 exons.